Molecule: messenger RNA, 1498 nt
Organism: Pseudoliparis swirei
Lineage: Eukaryota; Metazoa; Chordata; Actinopteri; Perciformes; Liparidae
Gene: tusc2b
Product: tumor suppressor 2, mitochondrial calcium regulator b
Exons: 4
Coding region: 437-772 (111 amino acids)
Biological process (GO): inflammatory response; regulation of mitochondrial membrane potential
Cellular component (GO): mitochondrion
Source: RefSeq, a predicted model, not a curated record
UGGUCCUUAAACCAGUAAACCAGCGUUUUGCAGCGUCAGUAACGUUAAACGUGAUUUCGUGAACCAGAUAAGGACAUGACCUCGCUAAUGCUAGUAACAUAGUAACUGUCUUCAGCUGACGACGGUGAUGGUAGCCAGGACAAGAAGUGACAUGACCGACACUUUAACUGACGCACGAAGGACCCGUUUUUGUAAUGGUCUUGCUGGUCAAAGCUAGCUAGCCUAGUUAGCCGUCCCGUCCAGAUAACCUAAUGGUGGCGAGCCCUCUUCUCUCAAGCCAAGCCGACUCACGUUAUUCAGGACUGUUGUUCUCACGGACCACACAGACGAGUGUUCAGGUUUCAUAUUCUACGGAUCACAUUUAAUCUGGGUACAGUAACACUGUAACACCACUGGCAGUCGAGUGACCCAAGAAAAUAAUGUGCUGCAGCUGAAGAUGGGUGGGAGCGGCUCCAAAUCCAAAGGAUUUUGGCCUUUUUCUGGCUCGGGUAGUGCAGACGAUCCAACCAAAGAUGGAAACGAGCAGUCCAUAGCGAAAGUUCGAAGUUUCCUGAGUGUAACCCCUUUUGUGUUAACUAGAAAAAGCUCUAUGUUCUUCGAUGAAGACGGCGACUUGGCCCAUGAGUUCUAUGAAGAGACAAUUGUGACAAAAAAUGGACGUAAAAAAGCCAAGCUGAAGAGGAUCCAUAAAAACCUAACACCUCAGGGAAUUCAAAAGCUGGAGAUCCCUUGCAUCCAUGUAGAUUUCCCAGUUGUCCUCUGUGAAGCCUGAUGAUGUCUCAGAGUAUCCACUGUGUCAACUCCGUCCUGUUGUUUCCCCGACAGCUGGAAACCUGAACCACCUUUUAAAAUAACAUGAUCUCUUGAUAUAUUUGACGCCCUUGUGUGGACUGUCUGAAGCGAUGUGUGCUGAGCCUCUGCAUGUGAUCUGUUUUGGCCUGUGUGCAGUUAGUCACAGAAUAGGUCACCAAUGGAGAUCUAGAAGGGUGCCAAGAUGGCAAAACCUACUCAGUUUACAGGUCAUGGUUUGUGUGCAUGUAAGUGUGAAUGUGUGUUCAGACACAGGAUGAAACGUGACAGUCCUGAAUUUAAUGCUGCAGAUUAUUUUCUGGUAUGAUUCAUUGAACUCUCGGAGUUUGAGGAGAAACCAAUGUGUCCGUCUGUCCCGGUCAUAUCUAGAGCGAGAACGUUUUAUGAGCACACUUUUGUUUUUUGACACCACCAUGACUUGCUUUAUUAUGCAUGAAAAGGAUCUGCUUAUUGGUAAUAGCCAUGGGAGUUGACAAUCAAUGGCCCACAAAUGCUCAAGUGGAAAUAAUGUCAUAAUGUUGGAUGGACUGGCUUCAAUGACCUCGGACGAUGGUCAAAUGGGCGUCCCAUGUACACAGCAGCAGUGAGUCUAGUAAGAGAUCCUGUUGUUUCGUUUGCUGCUCUGGCAUACUAUCUUUCACUUUUAAUUUAUUAUAACUGUUUUUUAAUUACAAUAUAAAAUGCUAAA